Molecule: messenger RNA, 5665 nt
Organism: Dichomitus squalens LYAD-421 SS1
Lineage: Eukaryota; Fungi; Basidiomycota; Agaricomycetes; Polyporales; Polyporaceae
Product: amine oxidase catalytic domain-containing protein
Exons: 12
Coding region: 126-2720 (864 amino acids)
Biological process (GO): amine metabolic process
Cellular component (GO): plasma membrane
Molecular function (GO): quinone binding; primary methylamine oxidase activity; copper ion binding
Source: RefSeq, a predicted model, not a curated record
GUACGAUUGCGCUUCUCUGUCCUAUAUCAUAUCUGACUCGCUAGAUGCUGAUAAAGUCCGGUGAGAGAGUACAAAGCUCGUGAACGCUUGUCACCAUCCAGCGAGAUCUGUUGACAAUCAUCGACAUGGCUCCCGCUGGGUACGAGCUACUCUCUAAAAGCGACUCAGAACACGAUGGGCUUGUACAGCCCGCCAUUGGUUCUCGGAGCCGUCGUCAACGUCAAUCCUCUAAGGGGUGCUUCAGUACUGUCCGCAAUCUUCUACUGAUUCUUGCUCUAUUGGUUGGAACUGCGUUUGGCUUUGUGGUGAUCGCGUACCUUCUCCAGUCCAAGCUCGUUCGCGUCGAGGACGGCAGCGCAUCAUCGCAGGACUCAGUGCCUGGAUCUGGAGAUGUAUUUGAAGAGCCACUCCAGAGAUGUCCUUCUAAUCUCCCUCUACCGGCCAAACCGCCAGCACCUACUAAUCCAUUUGCGUCGUUGACCAUCCCGGAAACGGUCGCGAUUCACGACUGGGUCUCGUCGCCCGCGCUCAAUCUCAACCUUACCGCCGGGGACAAGGCGUUCAUCUCGGACAACUACAUCUACCGCAUCGAAGCCUAUCGUCCGCCAAAGAAGGAUGCAGUCGCAUACCUCGACAACCCCGAGCAGUCUAGUCCCCCGGAGAAGUACGCGCACGUCGUCAUCCAUCACGGCUCAGCCAGCGAGCCGUACGUUCAAGACUACCUCGUUGGACCAAUCCCCAUCUCCGAGAAGACGGCGAUGCGGAAGCUCACAGAGGUCUACCACCGCGACCCCAUCCCGUACAGUGCCCGCGGUUUCACCACUAUGAACGAAAUUGCUCCUCUGCUGCUCAAAAUUAUGCCGCCCCUCGCUGAGGCAACUCAGGACCUCUUUGGCGGAGUAGUACGCGGACUCCCGAACGACACCAUCGUGGGUGGCAUGGCCGCGCCCUUCAGCUUUGACGGCUCUUUCCGCCGCGGGUGGAUCAGCUGGCGCCGCAACGUCCCUGGACCGUGGCUGCACCCUGUCAACUUCUUCAUGUAUGUCGAUACCACUGGGACCGACCCGGAGCAGUGGAAGCUUCUCAAGCUCGUGUACAACCAUCAGGUGUUCAACACCACAGACGAUUUCUUGGCUGCGUACCGGAACGGGACGCUGAAGCGUCUCCCAGAUCGCCCUGAUCAGGACCCGUCGAGCGUGGACUGGAGCACGCGCAAGCGGCCCCAACCGCACUCUCUGCGCGACCUUGAUGAUCUUCCGGGGCCCCGCUCGGUCUCGUUUGGGGGUGUCAGAUUCCGUGUGGAUCGCGCGCUGCAGUAUGUGAGCUGGAUGGGUUGGGGCAUGUACUUCGGCUUCGACAGGGAUAUGGGUCUCAGCUUGUGGGACCUCCGCUUCAAGGGAGAGAGGAUCAUCUAUGAACUCGCGCCACAAGAAGCUAUGGCGCAGUACGCUGGAAACGACCCCAUGCAGAGCACAACAGCCUGGUUGGACAGAUACUUUGGAAUGGGUUCAGCGGUUCGCGAUAUGAUGCCUGGCUACGACUGCCCACAUGAAGCCGUCUACCUUCCGGCCACCACAUACAACUACGAGGGAAGCAUCACCAGGGAACGCGCGAUCUGCAUUUUUGAGCACGAUCCCGGCCGCCCGAUCACUCGCCACACGGGCUACGCUGCAGGCGAAAUGGGUGCGACGCUCGGAUACCAGCUGAUCGUGCGAAGCGUCUCGACAGUCGGAAACUACGAUUACUUGUUCGAUUACAUUUUCCAGAUAGACGGCACAGUCGAGGUCCGCCUUUCCGCUUCCGGCUACUUGCAAGGUGGCUACUGGGAGCCGUCGCAGGAGGGGUACGGUACCGCUAUCCGGGACUCGACGAUGGGGUCUCUCCAUGACCACGUCAUCAACUACAAGGUCGACCUCGAUGUCGCAGGGACGGAAAACUCUCUCCUGUUCACGCAUACUGCGACGGAGAAGAUCACUCAGCCGUGGCUCGACGACGACUGGGGACAAGAAGUCAUCCAGCAGAAGAUCUCCAAGACGUACAUCGAGAACGAGGACGACGCGCUGCUCAAGUACCCGGCCAACUUCCAGGGAGGGUAUUCUCUCGUGAACAGAGAGUCGCUGAACCGAUGGGGCGUCCCGCGUGGCUACGCCAUUCACGCCGGGUACUCCCCAAUACACAACACCGUCGUCGGCUCCAAGCGUCUCCUGAACAACGCCAACUGGGCGCGCUACAACCUGGCCGUCUCGAAGCGCAAGGACACCGAGCCGACCUCGAGCUCACAGUGGAACCUGCACCUCCCGGGCGCACCCAUGGUCGACUUCCACAAGUUCUUCGACGGCGAGAACCUCACCCAGACGGACCUCGUCGCGUGGGUCAACGUCGGCACGCACCACCUCCCGCAGGCGGAGGACUCGCCGAACACGCGCACGAACCUCGCCGCGUCGAGCUUCUUCCUCACGCCGCUCAACUACUUCGACUACGACGUCUCCAUCGACUCGCGCAACGCGAUCCUGCUCUCUGCGCCCGAGAAGCCGGGCGCGCCGUGGGCGUUCGACGACUAUGGGGUGCGGCAGGCGCACUGCGUGCCGCCCCCGGUGGCGCCGUUCGAGUACAGGGGCGUGAGUGCGUUCGGGCUGGACGGGGCGCCGGCACCGGCGCAGACGGCGGAGGAGAUGCGCAAGAGCGCGGAGCUGUUCCAUCGCAUCAAGGUUGAGCUAUGAUUUCGGGCGUCCCACGCGAAGGAAGAGAUAGAGAUCGAUGAAUACAAAUACAUGCAAUGUUGUUGACAUCUGUCCUCGUGCCCACCGGGUGCGCGUAUCUGCAUAGAAGUAAUGAGGGCCGAGUCUCCUCCAGAUAAGUAGGCUGAUGGGGUAUAAAGCUGCUGCUGUGUCUGCUAUUAAUGUCGCGUAACAGCUCAUGGCUGAGAUCUGGACGUAUAUGUUUGGCCGAGGGAUCGCAUGUAUGCAUGGCGCUAUAGUGUAGUGGUUAUCACUUGGGAUUCUGAUACGAGUCUUCCCAAAACCCAGGUUCGAGCCCUGGUAGCGCCUCUUGGUAUGCCAGGAAACGGUUUUGGUCGAGGGCUUGUUGUGCAGUGUGCACCGCUCAGUCGAGACUCAGAUCCACCGGACGCUCGCGAGAAGGCGCCAGCCAUGUCUACCUUUUUGCGAACGCUCGCAUAUCGUUCGCACACGGACGUCAUCCAUCCAGGACAGAGCGAGCGAUGGGGAAUGCGAUGCGUUGUGGUGCGUGUGGAGGCUUAUUAUACAAAUGGACGAGCACAUAGUCCGGACUACCAAGGGAUGCUUGUGCGCACACUUCGACGCUUAAGGCGGGGAGGGGCACGAUGACAUGCAGGCGGCGAGGUGUACAGGUCCCUCGGCCCGCAGGGCACACAGCUGUGGCGCGUAAAGCAGGAAAGGCGGGCACCACCGAGUACUGCCCGACCAUGAAGAUGAACAUGAAAGGAUCAGUCGGGGAGCAGAUUUGUGAGAUAGCGGGGGGAGGAGAGGGCAGAGGUAGGGGUGGUUUAAGAGAGGAGCACGAAGGCCGACGCGGGAGGAGAGAACCAAACGGCGUCGACUUGCAGUCCAUGUGCGGACGACCGCGCUCCUCGUUCGUCGCGAUAGGGGGCAGGGCGGACGGAAGUACUCCUCGAGAUAUGGUGGGACAGCAUCGGGGUCGAUCGAAAACAAAAUGGCGUGGAUAGGCAUGACGGGUCGUAAACAGCGAGGAGCGUAGUAGGUGUGCCGACGGGACGCAUGGGAGCGAUGCCGAGGACAACGGUCGUUCAUGGCGGAGGACAGAGGACAGGACGGGUGAAGAGAGGGAGGGCGGGUAAGAGGAAGACGAGGAGCACGACGAACACGAAGGAGCGCGUCCGUUCCAGAACAUGCGAAUUAUGGGGCCAGAGCGGGCGGCGGCACCCGACCACAGGGCCAGGUCGGGCGCGGCCGGGCGAGUGCCCCGAGUGGGUAUAGCGUAUGCUAGAGGUGGCCGGAGAAGAAGCGAAAGUUAAGCAGCAGACGGAGGGAGACCGGCGGUAGCAGCGUGGUCGGUAUGCGGACGGGAACGUCGAUGGGCGAGAUACGGGAUGUCGGUGCGAGAUGAUGCAUGCCAGCCCGCGGGAAACGGCUUGGCGAAAGGAGGACGCCCGCGGGAGGGUCCAGCUGCAGGGCCGAGGAAGAGCAGGCGCGAGAUCAGCACCUCGCGCAGAGACUGCGAGAAACCGACAUGAGCGCGGGCGCGCGUGCCUGCCCGGCUUGCACGACGCAGUCAUCAGCAGAUGACGCAUGACGAGCAGCACCCCGCCUGGUCCUCCGCAUCCCCCGGGGCCGCGCCCGACGACGCGUUCGCGCCUCUCCGCUUCUUCUUCGGCACGUCCUCUGCCUGCGGGGCGUAUGCGCGGAUCGAGAGGUGCACGAUCGUCGAGGCGGGCGCGGAUGAGGGGACGGACGUCGGGAACGACACUUUGUCGAGCGAGUCUUCGUCCUGCAGGAUUUUCCCGAGAUAUAAUAUGCGCAGGUAUGAGGGCGCGGGCGGCCGCUCGUCCUGCCAAUCUGCGGCAGCGGACACGGUUUUGGAUCAGCACCCCAUGCUUAGAUUGGCGGCAAGCAAGAGAGAGGGGGGAUAGAAAGCGUCGGCGGCAUUGCAGCGCCCUUCCCACGCAAGCGUAUGCCCGGAAGCUCUCAUGGAGCGAGCAUGCUCGCGCGACCGCUGCGCGUGGAGCGAAGAAAACGCAAAAAAACCUGACGACUCACCGUUCGGCCACGCGUUCCAUACGAGCUCCUUCACCCGCCCCACGGUCGUCUCCGGCUCGAACGACAUCGUCCGCCUCCGCCCGCUGACGAGCAGGAACGUCAGCGACACCUGCGGCGUCUGCGGGAUUGCCGGCUCCUCUCGCGCGCCCUCUCCGCCCUCCUCGCCUAUCCGUCCAUCCUGCCGUCCGUUUUCCUCGUCGCCAUCGUCGUCGUCGUCGUCAUCGUCGUGGGCAUCGACACCCACGAAGUCCCCGCGGGGCGUGUUAGCGCCGGAGAAAUCAACGCGAGUGUAGGAUGUGCGCGCAGAGGGGCAGAGGGGCGAGAACGUCGCCUGGGCCGCCUGCAGCGCGAGUGCGUUCUCGAUGGACGCCGGCCGGGGCAGACGGGCGUGGACGGUCGCGGGGGUGUGUGUGGGGUCGAGGCUGGUCUGCGCCAUCGCGGGCCCGCUUGAGGCUGAGGGAUCGCUCAUCGUGAGGUUGGGGCCUGGGGCGGGAGAUGAUGGGUGCGUGCGUGUGCGUGGUGGUGGUGGUGGUGGAAGGGGUGGGCGAGAGGGAGGUGCCGGUGGGAAGGAAGACGGGCGAAGGGCGGGACGUGUGGUGGUAUAUAUGGGACGGGCAAUUAAACGAGAACGUGGGAGUGGGUUCGCGUACGCAGACGUGGGGCGCGCGGAUCAGCGAGAAGGCGGACGGUUCGGUAGGAUCGGAGGCUGUAGAGACGGACUGUAUGUAUGCGCCUGUGAUCGCACUCGCGAACGACGAGCAGCGUGUGGCGGACUGGGCCUGUGGCGGACUGGGCCUGUGGCUGCUUGUGUGGGGGAGGUCGUGUGAGCUUUUACCCCGGUUUCGGCAAUCUAGGCUGUAUUGGCCGGGGGACGUUUGCUUGGCUGGUUGCAGUUGCAAGGGUAGCGG